GCGACCUAAGUUCUCUCAAAACGUUGGCCUCUGUUGGCGCACUCUCUCGUAGCUCUUGAGAAGCCUUCUUCUACCCGGUUUCAGUCGGACUAUUUAAGGCCUCCUUCUUCCUCUCAUCCUCCUCCUUCUUCUUCUACUGUUUCUACAGCUGCUACUGCUGCUAGUCGAGGCUCGCUUCUCCAGCAAUGGCUCGCCUCCUCCUCCUCUCCUGCGCGUUCUUGGCACUCGUCUUCCUGAGUGCCACCUCGGCAGCGCCCCAGGCGAAACAGUCAAUCGACGAUUACUUCAGCGACAGACAGCAAGUGGAGAGCAUCAUCGCCUGCUUCGUGAACGAAAGGCCUUGCAAUAAGAUCGAACAGAAGAUCAAGGACCGCGCCUUCGCCACCAUGAGGAACUUUGGACAGUGUCCUGCACCUCACUGCAAGACAGAAGAGGAGAGGCAGUCCAUGACCAGAUCCAUGGAGCUCCUUCAGUCCAAGUACCCAGACCUCUGGGCCAGGUUAAUCGGAGCCAUGAUCCUCGGGGUGGACGUGGGAAGAAGAUAGACCGUAGGAAGCGAAGUUAUUGCUUCCUUCAAUUAUAGUUAGGUUUUUCGUGUGUGUUGUUUUUUGUCUUGUGCUUGUCUGAAUAAACUUUCUUAAAACUU
Macrobrachium nipponense is the source of this 646-nucleotide messenger RNA. RefSeq lists its product as uncharacterized. The transcript has 3 exons. Bases 186 to 545 code for a protein of 119 amino acids. The record is from RefSeq and is a predicted model, not a curated record. Lineage: Eukaryota; Metazoa; Arthropoda; Malacostraca; Decapoda; Palaemonidae.